AAAUAAUUAAAUAAAUAGAGCAGUGGCAGGUUCGUAGUGAUGCAUGGUCUAAGUUUUGUAGCCUCGUUCGCCACUCUCUUCAUGACAAUGAUGCAAGUAACGAUAACGAUGUUGCACUCCCAAAAAACAAGUUAACACUGUUCGCGGAUGUGAGACUCGAUGGUUCAUAUGCAUCCUAUUGCAGAAGACCUAUUCGACGAAAUGCGUAAGAGUAAAACAAACUCCGAUAUUGCAGCCAGCUACCUUGUGAGGACAUAGCGUUGGAAGUUUCAUAAACGUAUACCAUUUUUAAGUAUUUAUUAUCAUAUAAAUUGGAGUUGGUAUUGUUCUGUAUCUUUGAAACCACUUGUGUUGCUGCUUCCUUUACUAGGCUAACGUAUAAAUUAAAAGGGGCUAAAGCCCCAAACCUCCAAAGAACAAAGAUCCAAACUUGAGUGGAGAUGUCAGGCAGAGGGCGGGGACGGGGGGGACGGGGAGGAUGGGGAUGGGGACGAGGAGGUGGAUUUAAUACAUUUGCCUCUCAAGUUCCAUUUGAUCUUUUUCCUGAGGCUGUUACUUUGCCUGAUGUUAACCUUGAUGAUAUUCAUGAUGAUACCAAAAAGUUGCUUCGUUGGGAUAGUCACCUUCAAAAUUAUUGGGAAGCCUCUCCUUAUUUUCUCGAGGACAAAACCUCCAAGAAGAGGCAAAGUAUGCACAUAGCUAAAUUCUCUGACAGGAAGAAGAACGAUUUCACUCGUGACUCUCUCUCACAAGUUUUAAUGUUCAAUGAUUUCCCUCAGGAGUUAGUUCAAGGUGCAUCUAAGCGUGCGUCGAGAAGAAAAAAGUUUCGAUGGAACCCAGAGUCAGAGAUGAAGAAACUUGAUUUCUUUGAACAACAAGAGAAAACAAACCAGAUUGAUACUUCAACAACCUCCUCUGCUGCUUUCAUCAUCACCACUAUUUAUUGCCACUGUCAUUGUGAACACUACCACAACCUUUGCCACUCCACUGAUGCCAUUAUUGUUUUCACCACCAGUGCUAAUCCCGUUAGUAUUGCCUCCACCACCGUUGCCGUCAAUUUUAUUAUCACUACAUCCAGUAUCAUUGCAUUGUUACUACCACCAUCACCAUAACUACCAUUGCAGCAACUCUCCAUUAGCAAACUUCAAGGAAUGUUGAGCACUAGAUCAUUAGUUUUGGGAGUAAGAUUGCAUUUGGUAUUUUGGUCCAAAUGAAUAUUGUAUUUCUUUUUCAGAUUCUAGU
This is a messenger RNA of Glycine soja, 1242 nucleotides long. Its product is annotated as DNA-directed RNA polymerase III subunit rpc31-like. Bases 441 to 1112 code for a protein of 223 amino acids. The record is from RefSeq and is a predicted model, not a curated record. Gene Ontology annotation, cellular component: RNA polymerase III complex. Lineage: Eukaryota; Viridiplantae; Streptophyta; Magnoliopsida; Fabales; Fabaceae. The transcript is spliced from 8 exons. Gene Ontology annotation, biological process: transcription by RNA polymerase III.